Stylophora pistillata is the source of this 5935-nucleotide messenger RNA. RefSeq lists its product as uncharacterized. Gene Ontology annotation, cellular component: cytoplasmic stress granule. NCBI's taxonomy places the organism in Eukaryota, Metazoa, Cnidaria, Anthozoa, Scleractinia, Pocilloporidae. The record is from RefSeq and is a predicted model, not a curated record. Gene Ontology annotation, biological process: protein polyubiquitination; nuclear-transcribed mRNA catabolic process, deadenylation-dependent decay; ubiquitin-dependent protein catabolic process. Gene Ontology annotation, molecular function: mRNA binding; metal ion binding; RNA stem-loop binding.
GAUACCGUCAGUUGCUUUAUCCGGUCAAUGGCGUAUAUCAUCGGUCAUGGAACUGACGAACCUCUCGAGCAGCACAAGCUAAAAUCCGUCCACUCGAAUAGAGAUUUUCAAAUGUGAGGUGUUCACCUCAUUCGCCAGAGUUGAAAAUUUCACCAUACUUCCUUUGGGAGUGUUCAACGACUCAAUAACGACAUCUUUUGUGUGUCUGUACGCUUAAAAUUCCUCUUUGGGAAACGAAACUCGACUUCCUUGCGGGGAGAGAUCCGAAUAAGUGCGAUUUUGCUGCAAUUCAUCGUUGAGUUCUUGCUUUCUUGAAAAGCCUUUUGGAUAGGUCAAGGCAUUGUUUGUGCGUGCAAGUGUUUUCCAGUGUUGGAUAGCAAUUUUGUAUAUGUUUAAGGAUACCCAUGGUAUUUAGCAUCAAUUAAUUUCCAUAAAACUGCAGUGUGUGCAUUAGCUAGCAUCAGUCAUGCCAAUUCAAACGCCUCAGUGGACAGAAUUUCUUCAGUGCCCAAUAUGUUACAAUGAAUUUGACAAUCGUGACAGGCAGCCAAUCAGCUUGGGAUGUGGACACACAUUAUGUGUUUCCUGCCUGUCAAAACUGUCUAAAACACAGUGCCCAUUUGACCAGGCUUCUGUGGAAACAGAUAUAACCAAACUUCCAUACAACUAUGCUUUGCUUCAAUUAGUUGGAGUGGAAAUACCAGACAACGGGCUUCCCCCAAUUGACAGUGUUAAAGAAAAUGCCACUUGUUAUAGAAAAUCAACUAGCUGUAUUGAAAAGCUUGCCCUGUUCUUAAAACCUGUCAAUGGCACUGUCAAUGGUACAGUGAAUGGAAAUGUCAAUGGCAGCACCUGUAAUGGUUCCAUCAAUGGCAAUGGGAAUAACAUCCUAACCAGACCCAUGCAGCGGAAGCUUGUAACAUUAGUUAACUGUCAAGUUGCAGAGGGAGAUGGACGAACUAGAGCCAUGCGUGCGGCCAGGAGCUUGGGAGAAAGGACAGUUACAGAGCUCAUUUUAUUACAUCAAAAUCAGCAACAACUUUCAGCUAAUUUAUGGGCUGCUGUGCGGAAUCGUGGUUGCCAGUUUUUAGGACCAGCCAUGCAGGAAGAAGCUUUAAAACUGAUUUUGUUGGCUCUUGAAGGUGGAGAGGCUUUGUCGAGAAAGGUUUUGGUUCUUUUUGUGGUCCAGAAGCUGGAAUCUCAGUUUCCACAGGCUUCCAAAACAAGUAUCGGCCAUGUAGUGCAGUUGCUUUACAGAGCAUCCUGUUUUAAGGUUGAGAAAAAGAACAAUGAGUCUUCUCUGAUGCAGCUCAAAGAACAGUACCGCACCUAUGAUGCAUUGCGGAAAGAACAUGAUGCACAGAUAGUGCAAAUCGCAACAGAAGCAGGGCUGCGCAUUCUGCCAGACCAGUGGUCUUCACUUCUCUAUGGUGACAUGGAUCACAAGUCUCACAUGCAAUCUAUCAUUGACAAGCUCCAAACCCCUGCCUCAUUUUCUCAGAGCAUCCAAGAGCUGAUCAUUGCACUGCAGAGAUCUGGUGACCCUGGGAAUCUCUGUCAAAUGAGAGAACAGUUUGAAUUACUGUCCAAGAUUGAUGCAUCUCCAGAGGCAAUGUGUCCAGCCUGGAAUGAGCUAGAACAAGCCAUGGUUUCAGUGCAUUCUGUGGUCCAUGGACUGGUUGAUUUUUCAAAGUCACAUGGCAGAGGAAUGAAAGGAUCAGGUGAUCCACCACAACCACACAACAACAAGUUUAAAACUAGCAUGUGCAGGGAUCACACCAGGGGAGGAUGUCCGAGAGGUACCCACUGCACAUUUGCACACUCAGAGGAGGAGCUAGAGAAAUUUGGUAAGAGAAGAGCUCAGAGACCUCGCCCCUCACCCGUUGCCAGAGGACCAGGACCUUCUGUAGCACCAGAUCAGUUUUCACCCCUUGAAAAUGGUUGUGAUGGCAGUCCAACUGCUACCCAGGCUCCUGCAAAUGGUGUCAUUGGCUCUGCAAGAUCAUCUCCUCUUUAUAUUUCUUCUGGUGAUGUGCCACAGUCCACUAAUUGUUUUGUACCUCAAGCUCAAAUGGGUCGCCGUGACAGCCAGGAACAAAUUCUAGCACACAGAAUGAAGCAAGUAUCCUUGCAUUCAAAUGAAACUCAGUAUUCAAAUGGCUACUGUGGACAACGUCCCGCUUAUGAUCACUAUGUGUCUUCACCUGGAAGGGACAGGCAGCAGUUUAUCCAAUACUAUACUCCUCCGGCUGGUCAUCCUUCAGGUUCAUAUUCCAGUGUGGUUUCAAGGGGGAAGGAUGUUGCAGUGGGUGUUUUGACUCCACCACGAAGUUCUCCUUUGACUGUCCAUGAUGAAGGAUUGAAUGGCAUGGGGAACGGAUUGGCAAAUGGAUUGACAAAUGGGAUAACUAAUGGCAUGCCAAAUGUUUCAACAAAUGGCAUAUCAAAUGGCCACAUUGACCAUCACAUGGGCAGGGUUGAACAUCCUCCUCUUUACAAUGGUAGACACAGACUUCGAGCCUUGCCUCCUCAGCCUGCAAGCUAUCACACCUAUGAUCAUUCAUUUGGUGGCUUUUCCUCAGACUCGACACCUUAUUACAGUGCACCACAAGUAGACUACUACAGUUCGCACUAUUGUGGGAGACAGUUGUCGUAUGAACAAGUUCACGGUGUCGUGGGGUACCCAUUUGCACAUCGCGGUGAUUACCCCUACUCAAGGAUAAUUGACUACCCCGAUGCUAUGAUGCACAGAGGAAUUUUACAGCCAAGGAGUCCUUAUAUUCCAUCGGAUGUUAGUGAUGAAAAGAAUGACAUAUUAUCCCAGCGGAACAGCGAUGCAACCCUUGACUUUGAUCCCUCAGAAGUUUGGAGGAAGGACAAUGACAGCGGUGUCAGCUGUGGUUCGCCACUAAGCCACUCUCCUGCAGCUAGCCAGUCGUCAAACUCUAGCUUGUCACCAAGGCAACAGUCCCCAGUGGGGUGGCAACAUGGUAAUGAUACUGACAUUUGGAGUAAUGAAGACAGCAAUGGUUUCCCGUCGCCUUUAACCAUUACUGACUCGACGCAAAUUUGGAGCCCACCUCGUGGAAGUGAGCAUUCUCAGGUUCGCAAGUUAUGGCACCCACUUUAUGACUUGAAUGAUGAAUGGUCGAGCCAAGAGGAGCAGAUCAAGAAAGAUGAACAGUUUGCACGAGCUCUUCAGGAGCAGCUAAAGCAGGGUGAAACAACAUCCCCUCCGGAAACAAGAGGUAGCGAGUUGCCAUCACAGAGCCGUGACCCACAGGAUGUUCCCGACCGCGGCUUGACUAUUGACAGCUUGGAAGCCGAAGCCGAACUGAAGCGAAGAAAACACGAGGAACACAGGCGCCUGCUACAGGAACGCCGACAACUUCUCCAACAACAAGAGCGAGAAAAACAGGAACGUGACGACCGCAAACUUGCGGAAGAAUUGGCUCUCCGAGAUGCUCAGCAAGCCGGCAUAGUACCAGAUCCUCGCUGUAUCGUGAAGCCAUCUUUUGCUAACGUGAUCUCCCGCGGGGCCCCCAUGGGGCUUGGCUUUAGUGGCAAGGGGAGUGAUAUUCCAGGCGAGCAUGACCCAUUCCGUGGGUUGAGCAGCUACCGCAGCUCCUGUGCGUCCUCAUGGGCCGGAAGUGAUGACGUCAUGGAUGCUUCAAAGGUGACGUCAGGCUGUAAUGGAGAUAUCCGUGUGCAAGAGUGAAGUGUUGUUAAUGUUUAAAUAAGAAUCGUCAUUGUACAAAUUGCUAGCUUGAAUAAUAACUUGCAAGAGUAUUGUGGAUUAUGCAAAGAAUCAAACCCUUGUCGGUGUUUUGUGGAAUGUGUUCAUUUUUUACUUUAGCUUGAUUAUCUCCCAGUCUAACUGGAUAUUUCGUCUGGUCUUUUCGUAAUCGUUAAAAUGAAAGCACUUUUAAAGUGCCGGUCAGUAGUUAAGGUUUUCAGUGAAAUGUAUUCAUGGUUCGUAGGAAACUGGUUGUACAAGCUUGAAUAUGGAUUCUGUAAGCGUAAUGAUAGUGCCAGAACAAGUUUCAGAAGGUUUGAUUCCGAAUUUUUGUGCUGACUUUUUUUAUGAUAAUCGGGGGUUUGAAUAGUCAUUCACACUUCAACUCUUUCCCAGUCUCUUUCAAUCUUGUUUUUGGAAGGGAAAAACUGGAAACGAGGUUGAGCCUUAAGCGAGAAUGUUGUGAUGCUUGAACUGUUCACGAUCAAAAUACUUCAGAGCGGAUGAUUAUCACGUGAUGAGACUGCACGUAAACUAAUGUGAUUGACAUCAAAGGGUGAACUUUUUAUUAAUACAAACAAGGACAAGAUCGUUUGAAUCAAAAUGGUUAAUUUUGUUUGAUGUAAAUCUAUCUUGAAGAAAACAUAAUUUAGUGUUGAAGAUGAAAGGUCAGUCACUGUUCUCUGCUUGGAUCUCAAAGGCCUAAGCGAAGUACAGGUUUCCUCUCCAUUCUGAAAGAACAUUGGGAAAAGAAAAAAAAGUGGUAGAAAGCUCAAGAAUGAUUUGUGUAGACGAAUGCUUUUUAAUCUUUAGAAGGACAGCGACGUUUGUUGUCGUUGAUGAAUUAAACUGGACUCUUGUCUGGUGAAUAAGUGAAAAGCAUGUCUUUGUGUAUUCGGCCCAGGUGGCGGAAGGAGAUUUGAGAGGAAAAAUCGUAUUAUAUUAGCUCUUUCACUGACCGAAGGCAUUUGUAUAUUCUUUCAAGAAUCGUUUGAUUAACUCUUGACUACCGUGGUUUCCAUAGAUAAAUAUGUAUCGUAAGUAAAAAAAAAAAUUACUGUGAUUUGACUUGUUGACAAUUUAUCGUGUCGUGUAAAACAAUGGAUGUAUUUCGUCAUUUCAGAUAGAGUUAGUAUUAACGAAAAGAAACUGUCAAUUAACGUUGUCAAGUUAUAUUUUUGGCUAGGUCAGCGAUGAGAUUGUCUUGUUUAUUUUAUUUUAGUGAUUUAGUAUUGCCAUAUCUUCUGUAUGUUACUUUUUUCAAACAUUUGCUCAAUGGCUGUCCAAAUUUUUGGCAUUGUUAAUUUUUUAAACUUGUUAUUGCUAUUAUAUAUACAUAUUCAUGUCGUGAGGAAGUGGCGAUGAAUUCGUUUGGUAGUUAAUGUUGAAACUCGGUGAUGAGAAAAUGUGUUUUGUUUUUCUUAGCUGUAUAUUUAUAUUGCGUAGUUUGGGUUUGAGUUGGGGGAGUUUAGCUGUUAAAUUUUAGAUACAAUCUGCUCUGCUUUUUACCGUGAGUGCUUUCUAAAGUUUGCUAGGAAACGAUUUAAGUUAAUGAAUUAAGCCAAUCUUCACACAGAAAAAAAAAGCAACCAACUCUCUUUAAACUUUGGUUCAUGUUCUUAAAAAAAUAAUCCCUUUGAAUUCAGGUUCUCAAAUGCGUGUUAAUAAUACUCAAGAGGGUUUGAGAUUUUGAUAUUUAACGAAAUACCUCAGUGGCGUUAAUUAUUAUUCGCUCUGAUCUGUAGUGAUGGAAGGGUUUGUAAUUCUAAGAGUGGCGAUUUGAAGGCACUACUCAGCCUAUUAAUUAUUGCUAUUAAAAAGAAUUAUGUAUGAUAUUAGUACCCAUUAGAAAUAUUAAAUUGUAGGUCACGACAAUUUUGACCCCAAAAUUUAUUUAGCGCCGCAAGUGCGCAAGUGUGCGGUUCGCCACAUUUGGACAACUUGUCGUUUCUUUUCGUCGAAUGGCUUUCAUUUUUUCCCAGGGGAGGAGAGACUCCAAGUUGUGAAUGAAAUCAAAUGGAAGCCUAACUGUCGUAAAGCAACGGGUUGUUUGCGUCUUAAUUAUCAUGAUUCUAGCGCGAAGAAAAAAAAAAAAAAGCACCAAACGAUUGUAAACGCGUUGUUAUAGUAUAUUUUAAUGUACAAUAAAUUUGUAUCUUGUUUACCACUGGAAAAGGCUAAUAAAAGUUGGUGAUGUGA